Messenger RNA from Dicrocoelium dendriticum, 900 nucleotides. NCBI's taxonomy places the organism in Eukaryota, Metazoa, Platyhelminthes, Trematoda, Plagiorchiida, Dicrocoeliidae. The record is from the annotation of a GenBank genome assembly.
AUGACUGGGGACGGUGUGAACGACGCCGUAGCUCUCAAGUCGUCCGACAUCGGCAUUGCCAUGGGGCACAUCGGAACCGACGUUUGUCGCGAGGCGUCCGAUAUUGUCCUGUUGGAUGACAACUUCGCAACUAUCUUGGCCGCCAUGGAAGAAGGAAAAUCAAUUUUCCACAACAUUCGCAAUUUUGUUGGAUUCCAACUGAGCACCUCCAUCGCUGCGCUCUCCUUGAUCGCCCUCUCCACACUGAUGUCACUUCCGUCGCCAUUGAAUGCGAUGCAGAUCCUGUACAUCAACAUUCUCAUGGACGGGCCACCAGCUCAAAGUCUGGGUGUAGAGUCGCCUGACGAGAUGAUCAUCAGACAACCCCCUCGAAGUGCACAAGAUCCAAUACUUGACCGACGGCUUUUAAUCAACGUGCUAAUCGCAUCUGCAACCAUUGUGACAGGAACCUUCGGGAUUUUCUGGCUCGAACUUUCGGACAAUCAUGUGACACCAAGAGACACCACAAUGACCUUCACUUGUUUCGUUCUAUUUGACAUGUUUAACGCGCUGAGUUUCCGAUCUCAGAGCAAAUCUAUCUUUUCUCUCGGAUUCACCACCAAUCGAGUGUUCCUAGUCGCCGUGACAUUAUCCCUGUUGGGCCAGCUCUUGGUCGUCUAUUUCCCUCCUUUGCAACGAAUCUUCCAAACGGAAUCCCUCUCCUUGUACGCUCAUCGUGGUUGCAUGCUCGCGGAGUUCCCGUUCGACAGUGAUGAAUGUGACCUCGCAGAUCAUUCCGUACAUGCUAGAAAGGUUCAACUGAAGACCCACUACAGACUGCGCCUCCGCAUCUCACAAUUCCACUCGUGGCGCUUGCAUCAUCCAACAUCUGGCCUACUUCCCUCCGGAAUCGAUACUUAA